AUGGAAGCGAUUAUUGAGAAGAAUGUGGGAAGUUGGGGAGAUAAGACGAGGAAUAAGGAGGAUAAGUUGAAAGAGUAUCUUAGUGAUGAGUUUUUGUCAGCAGAUUCUACUUUCUUGCAGGGACGCUUUAGUUUUAGUAUCAGAGGGUUUAAAGAAGGCACAAAGAUGUCAGUGAAAAAGAAAAAGACGAAGAUGGCAAUGACCAUAGCGAUGAAGAAAAAGAAAAACUUCUUGAAGCUGGACGAAGCUACUCAUAAAUCUCCAAUUUUCCGGAUACAAUCACACGAAGGCUCUCUGAAUUCUUCCAAAUUUCCCAGCAAACAAAACUUGUUGAACAAGAAACUGUUCUCAGAGCAAAGGUUAGGCUACAAGAAGGAUUGCUGAAUAGAAAGACAAUCUACCUACCUCAGUACAAGAGAGGACACUGAGACUAAGGAGAGCUGUAGAGAGGAAUAUUUGGUGAAUUCUGGGAGAGCUACUAAUAAUUCUCUCAGAAAAAGUAGAAAGUUCACCAAAUCGACCAAAAAGAAUAAGAAAGUCAGUCAUGAAUACUCAGCAAAAGGGUCUAAAAGACUUAUAUUAACGAUGAAGCAGAAAAAGCCUAGUAAUAAGAAUUUUUUUGCAAGAAAACUGAGUGUUGAAGCCAAUCCAAAGAUUUUAAACUUUUCAAAAAUUAGACAAGAUACCUUGGACCCAGAUCCUUCUCCUAUAGAUUAUUGUGCCAAUAUCGAAGAGGCAGUCUCAAACGGUAGCAUUGACUUCGAUACAGUGUCUCAUCAUCCCAGAGGAAGCAUUCAGGAAAAGGCAUCUCAUAGUAAAUUUUCUGAUACUUUGGAAGUUGCUGUACCUCUAAAAUUCAAAUCAGACAGCUUCAAAAUUGAGCCAAAAGAUACAGAUCAAGAGAGCGGGCAGAUUGCUAAAGAAAAAUCUCUCUCUAAGACAGAAUUUACAAAGAAUUCAAGCAAUACAGCUGAUGAUGAAUAUAGCUUAUUUGACUGGUGACCAGAGUUUGACGAAGUCAUUGAAAAUACCUCUACGAGACAGCAACACGAAACUGUUGAUGAACUCAUUGAUAUUUCCUGCUGUAAAGAUCCUAAUGACAAUAUAUUAAAGAGAAGGCACCAAAAUGCCUCUAAAUUCGAGCUUAAAUAUUACAUACUUAAAGAAUUUAUGGACCUUAAAGCAGAGAAAAUUCGAAAAUACUAUACAUUAAAUGAUGCUCAUAAAGAUCUUGACUCUAAAAAGACCACAAAAAGAAGGAAGAGUUCAAAGAAGUUAAACUUGAACUAUAAAUUUCUUGAAGGAGUUGACGAGAACGAUGCUCCUCCAAGAAAUUUAAAAUGUACCAUCAGCAAGCCUAGAGCAUCUUUCAGGAUAAAGAAUUUACCCCAUGAUCCACUUGAUGAUGGACUAAAAAGUACUCUUGAAAUUAGCAAGAUAAAAUACAGAGAACUUGUGGGCUUCAUUGAUGUUAUGGGAAUGUUCUGUAUCAAUCAUUCUCCUUCGUACCUAUAUUCUGACGAGAGACCAUCAAUAGAUUUUCCUGGGGAUAUAAAUGUAUACAAAAUUGAGAAGCUAGAACAGAUCAAGGCAGAAAUGAAGUUUGCUUAUGACACCAUUACAGAUAUCCUUCUGGCAGAGAUUAAUAAAGAAAAGUAUAGAUAUAGACACCAGCAAAAUAUGGUGAUAAAAUUAUUACAUUGGAACAAGAACUUCCAGGAAGAUUUUGAACUUUACUUUAGAGAGUACUACCAGAAUUGCUUUGACCUUGAUAUUGGACCAAAGAAUCUGACUUUGAAAGAGCUUUUAAAGUCAAUUUUGCAUAAUUAGUUAAUCUAAAUUCAAUCUUCA
Messenger RNA from Moneuplotes crassus, 1851 nucleotides. The record is from the annotation of a GenBank genome assembly. NCBI's taxonomy places the organism in Eukaryota, Ciliophora, Spirotrichea, Euplotida, Euplotidae.